Molecule: messenger RNA, 2823 nt
Organism: Caenorhabditis remanei
Lineage: Eukaryota; Metazoa; Nematoda; Chromadorea; Rhabditida; Rhabditidae
Exons: 9
Coding region: 1-2823 (940 amino acids)
Source: RefSeq, a predicted model, not a curated record
AUGUCUAAACGACCGAGUACAUCAACACAUCCGGAAGAGGAUGAAGAUAAUAUUGUCGAUGAACAACGUGAUAAAAUGGCAGAUGAGGACCCGAACGACUUUGAAACACAAUUCGACGAAGAAAGUGAGCAAGGAACGUCGUGCCGAACGCCGUUCUUGACGAAUCAUCUGGAAUUUCUGGAACAUCACAACCCGGAUAUGACCAUGAAAGAAUUAUUUAGUAGAAAAAGAGCUCGUACUCAACCGCAGCCCGCUGGCUACGUCGAUACCGCCCAGCCAAGAUACUAUGAUCGUUAUAAGCAACAAGAUUAUACACGUCGCAACGAUUACAUGAAAUAUUGUCACGUUUGUCGAAAAAAGACAGUCGGAAAGCUUCGUGUUCUACCUGGAGAUCUCAGAAUGAGAAAAGUAUGGAUUCUUCGUUCGAAUCUUGACGAAGAACGGUCUGCGGAGUUGUGGUUAAGAGAGAUGGCGUGUGAAGGAUCGCACGGAGGCGAAUUCUGUGAAUCACACUUCCCGCCCGGCUGUCAGCACUUGAAAGGAAACCAACUUCUUCCUCUUGAUGUUCGUCCAGUGGAAGGGAGACACUCGGUCAUAGAAGAUAUUCAAUUUGAUUUUGAUGCUAUACAUCUGCAGUGUGUGUUUUGUGGAAGAAAUGGGCCUCUCGCCACAAUGCUACCAUUCAUACGAAAUCGAUGUAAGAGAAGUCGCUGGAUCGAUGUCUUAUCCGCUGGUAACGAAGCCUAUAAAGGAAGGCUGACGGCUGCUUUACGAGGAGGGGUCACGCAAUUUUUAUGCGACUAUCACAUAUCUGACAGUAGUUUUGAAAUUAAUGGAUUUGGCGAAUGGCGUCUUCUUCGUAACGCAUUACCUGAUCCAAGACUUGUGGCAUCCGACAAAAGAGGAGAACGGAAAUAUUUGGUAGACAAAUGCCGUGAUGAGUUGUUUUGGCAGAGAGAAAUGUGGAAAAAUGCUGACUUGUUGAGUCAAUUGGGUACCGGAGAUGAAGAACAAGAUGAAGCUAUUCAAGAAGAGAGCAUCCACUAUAUGCAAAACCCUGUACAACAUCCCGAAGACGAUUUGAUGUCUGUGCCUCCAGUCCUAAUGCCCGUUAGCAAAAUUGACACUGAAAUCAGCAAUUCAGUCCCACAGAUGGAACCAUCUACCUCGUCUUCUGUAACCGAUAUUAAGCCACUAAACAACCUAAUUGAUGAUCAAAUCGAAUAUUCGGAUGAUUCAGACGAAGAAAACGAAAUGAUUGAGAAAUUAGGAGAUAUUCCUUACUCAAAACGCCUCUGCCAAGUUUGCAGUGCAGUGGAGCCGAUCGGAAACGAGUAUCCACCAAUCUUCCCGUUCAAAUUCACAAUCAGAACGUGGCCGUUUGACGAGUAUCGUCAUAGAAAAUGGUUGGAAAUCAUGGAUUGGCCCCCUGAAUUUGAAGAAUCAAUGAAGACGUUGUGGCAGAAGAGAAAGACGGAAGGUUCUCUAUCCGAAGCCUAUCAUUUCUGUCCGAUCAAUGUUUGUCAAGCUCAUCUAGAUUACAGACAACUGCCAGAAAGAAUGGAAGAAUGGCACCGAACGUUUUGUGUUCUAUGUGAUUCGUGUAUGAGUGAUAAAAAUCUUCUGGUGCCAAUACCACACAAUUUGGAAACGCGAAGAAAAUGGGUGGACAGUCUGUUUCCUGAUGAAGAAUCCAGCAAGUUUCAUGUUAAGAAAGUAGUCUGGCUCCGUCGUCGGUUCAUGCGACCGAAACCCACUCGAUACCGUAUCUGCGUUUAUCACUUCAAUAGGGCAGCAUUCUUGGUGAAUGAGGAAGGAAAAGUAGUGCUCGAUGAGAAAGCGUUACCUCUGUCAAUGGACUCAGAUGACUUUGAUUUAACACCACGAGGACCAAAUUCUGUGUGCAAAUGCAUUUUGUGUGAUGACUGGAAGAAAGUAGAACAUAUGGUACCUCUUCGAAACCCAAACUCUGAUGCCGAAAGAACUUUCCUCGUCGACACUCUUAUUCAUUCUGAAAAACUGAUUAUCAAGAAAGCGCUAAGCUCCAUUGCAAAAGCUAAUCGCACCGCACUCAUUUGCAACAUUCAUUUCCCAGAUGGUAUGGAUCCGUUCAGCAUCAUCGCGGAGCGACGAAUCAUGUACGGAGUACAAACUGAAUGUGUGUUGUGUGGUCAUGCCAACGACUGCACGGCCAUGAUACCGUUCCCGGGUUUGGAAGAUCAGAGGCUACGUACAAAAUGGAUAAACUCGAUGUGUCGUGAACCGUGGAUCUAUCGGUAUCUGACUACACGUCUCGAGAAACCUGGAAGACACUACUUGUGCGCGUCACAUUUCAAUCGAAACUCACUUCGAUACCAUUCUGGCCUUGGCCUCUGGAGAAAAGCAUCAGCUUGUCCUGUUCUCUCGUGUACAACUGAAGAAGAACGACAAGAAGUUUGGGAUUUGAGUAAAGCCCAACCACUCUAUCAUCCACUGAUACUUGAAGCUUUUGAUGUUGAUGGUUUCGGACCUUUGGAUUACGAUGACGUUCUCGGUUUCUUGGGUCCAGAUAGAAUGCUUGAGAUUGAAAAUGAAUUGAACUAUCAUGGACGAACAGAACCUGUGGUUCGAAGAGAUACAAGACGAAAGAGUCAUGAAAGGGGAUUCUAUGACGAUAUGCCAAACAUAUACGAGCCGGAAGAGUUGGACGAUGUGGAAGUGGGAGAUCCGAAUGAUGGAGAAGUUGUUCAAGAGGACUGCAUUAUAUAUGAAAAUGAUCAUCAUUUGGAACACCACGAAGGGCUAAUCGUAGAAGAUGAAGUUGUUAUAGGUGAAGAAGAAUGA